AUGAUGAAAAUCAUAAUCAUCGCCUUGGUUUGUCUGUCCAUGACAUCUGCCAUCAUGAAGGGAUACGGCUACGGCAUUGGCUAUGGCGGCAUCGGAUACGGAAUGGGCAUGGGCUAUGGUGGCAUUGGAUAUGGAUUGGGCAUGGGCUAUGGCGGCAUCGGAUACGGAAUGGGCUUUGGUGGCCUGGGAUACGGAUUGGGAAUGGGAUAUGGUGGAUACGGAAUGGGCUAUGGCGGUUACGGACUGGGUAUGGGUUUUGGCUACGGAUACGGCAAGAAGAUGAUGUACUAG
Molecule: messenger RNA, 291 nt
Organism: Gigantopelta aegis
Lineage: Eukaryota; Metazoa; Mollusca; Gastropoda; Neomphalida; Peltospiridae
Product: keratin-associated protein 19-2-like
Exons: 1
Coding region: 1-291 (96 amino acids)
Source: RefSeq, a predicted model, not a curated record